CCGGGCGCCUGUGUGCGUUCGCUCGCCCUUGGGCUUUCCUGUCUGUGUGUGCCCCCGGCUUCGAACCGUUCCUUUGGGAGAGGGAGGAGAGGCUGCUAGGAGCGAGAGACCGACGGGCGGGCAGAAGAGAAGAAGGGAGGGGAAACGAGGGGGGGACCUGGCCGGGGGAGGAGGGUAGAGGCGAGGAGGCGGCUCUGGCAGCGCGCGGCGGCGGCGGCGGCAGCAGCGGCAGCGGCAGUGGCGGCGUAGAGAGCUCGGACUAGAAGCCCAAAGCUUGGCUGGGCAGCGGGAGAGGAGGAUCCGCAGAACUGCAGCUCUGCCAGCUUGGGCCGAGCCUAGAGACACCAGCCUGGCUAGUCCACGCCAGCCGCAGACCGAGGCUGAGCAUGGAGCUAUCUCCCCGCAGCCCUCCCGAGAUGCUGGAGUCGGAUUGCCCGUCGCCCCUGGAGCUGAAGUCAGCCCCCAGCAAGAAGAUGUGGAUUAAGCUUCGGUCUCUGCUGCGCUACAUGGUGAAGCAGUUGGAGAAUGGGGAGGUGAACAUCGAGGAACUGAAGAAAAACCUGGAGUACACAGCUUCUCUGCUGGAGGCUGUCUAUAUAGACGAGACACGGCACAUAUUGGAUACGGAGGAUGAGCUGCAGGAGCUGCGGUCAGAUGCUGUGCCUUCAGAGGUGCGGGACUGGCUGGCCUCCACCUUCACCCAGCAAGCCCGGGCUAAAGGCCGGCGAGCAGAGGAGAAGCCCAAGUUCCGAAGCAUCGUUCAUGCUGUGCAGGCUGGGAUCUUCGUGGAACGGAUGUUCCGGAGAACAUACACAUCUGUGGGUCCCACCUAUUCCACGGCGGUCCUCCACUGUCUCAAGAACCUGGACCUCUGGUGCUUUGAUGUCUUUUCCUUGAACCGAGCAGCAGAUGACCACGCCCUGAGGACCAUUGUUUUUGAGCUGCUGACUCGGCAUAGCCUCAUCAGCCGUUUCAAGAUUCCCACUGUGUUUCUGAUGACUUUCCUGGAUGCCUUGGAGACAGGCUAUGGGAAGUACAAGAAUCCUUACCACAACCAGAUCCAUGCAGCUGACGUCACUCAGACAGUCCAUUGCUUCUUGCUUCGCACAGGGAUGGUGCACUGCCUGUCAGAGAUUGAGGUCUUGGCCAUCAUCUUUGCUGCAGCCAUCCAUGACUACGAGCACACAGGCACUACCAACAGCUUCCACAUCCAGACCAAGUCAGAAUGUGCCAUCCUAUACAAUGAUCGCUCAGUGCUGGAGAAUCACCACAUCAGCUCUGUUUUCCGAAUGAUGCAGGAUGACGAGAUGAACAUUUUCAUCAAUCUCACCAGGGAUGAGUUUGUAGAGCUGCGGGCCUUGGUCAUCGAGAUGGUGUUGGCCACAGACAUGUCCUGCCAUUUCCAGCAAGUGAAGUCCAUGAAGACAGCCUUGCAGCAACUGGAGAGGAUUGACAAGCCCAAGGCCCUGUCUCUGCUGCUCCAUGCUGCUGACAUCAGCCAUCCAACCAAGCAGUGGUCAGUCCACAGCCGCUGGACUAAGGCCCUUAUGGAGGAAUUUUUCCGUCAGGGUGACAAGGAGGCAGAGCUGGGCCUGCCAUUUUCUCCACUCUGUGAUCGCACUUCCACUCUUGUGGCACAGUCUCAGAUUGGUUUCAUUGACUUCAUUGUGGAGCCCACAUUCUCUGUGCUCACUGAUGUGGCAGAGAAGAGUGUGCAGCCCCUGGCAGAUGAGGACUCCAAGUCUAAAAAUCAGCCCAGCUUCCAGUGGCGCCAGCCCUCUUUGGAUGUGGAAGUGGGAGAGCCCAACCCUGAUGUGAUCAGCUUCCGUUCCACCUGGACCAAGUACAUUCAGGAAAACAAGCAGAAAUGGAAGGAACGAGCAGCAAGUGGCAUCACCAACCAGAUGUCCAUUGAUGGGCUAUCGCCAUGCGAGGAGGAAGAGGCCCCACCCUCCCCUGCUGAAGAUGAGCACAACCAGAAUGGGAAUCUGGACUAGCCCUGGGGUGGCCCAGGUCCUCAUUGAGUCUAAAGUCUUCGAUGUCAUCAGCACCAUCCAUCGGGACUGGCUCCCCCAUCUGCUCCAAGGGAGCCCAGAGGUCGUGGAACAGAUAACCCACCUGAAGGCCAAAUGCCAGAGAUUGUGGGGUUGGGGGAAGGGCCCCCUCCCCACCUGGAACCCAUUGGGGUGCACUUUAAUCUCCCGGCAGCAAGAAUGGGGAACUUCAGUCUCCCAGUGGUCACUGUGCCCAUCCCCCUGCCUCUGGACUCCCCCCAUGGUCAUUUGGCUGAGAAGGGGGAGCUUCCUAGGGGUUUCCCCAGGGCUUGGGGGGAGGGUCAGAGAUGCCAGCCCCCCUGGCCCUCCCCUAUCCUUUUUUGCCUCCAAGUUUCUAAGCAAUACAUUUUGGGGGUUCCCUCAGCCCCCCACCCCAGAUCUUAGCUGGCAGGUCUGGGUCUCCCUUCUCCUCUGGGAGAGGUGGGAAUAGGACAGAAAGCUGGGGGUUUUCAGAGCCCUUACAUAUGGGGAGGGGAGUGGGCUCCUUCAGGGCAUGGUACCUUUCUAGGACCUGGGAAUAGAGGCCAUCCUUUUUACCCAAGACCUGCAUUGCUUCAGCCCCAUCCCUUGUCUGACCCUCUGCAAUCACCCCUCUCCCCCAUUCUGAAAUGGAAACUGGGAAGAGAGGAGCCAUUGGGACCAGGGGCUGAGAGGAGGCCUUCUCUGGGUCCUUGCCCUGGCUGAGUCCUAAGCCCUUUGCCUCUUCCUACCAGGGCUGGGAGGUUCCCAUCCGACCAAUGUUUGUAAAGUGCUUUGAGGUCUCCACAGCAAAGCACCUUCAGGAUGCAUCUUAUGAGCAAGGCAGGAGACCAGCUGGGUGGGGGUCAAGGGUGCAGUGGGGAGGGUGAGGCAUAAUCCAAUAAUCCCGUGUUGCUAACAGAGAGGGUCCCUCUUCGUCCCCAGCCUCCUGAACUGGCCCAGCUGCAGGUACCUAGAGGCCCCUCCCCUGGGACAAAUGAGGAAUGGCUGGUGGAAGGCUAAUGGGGAAGGGACUCAGAGCUGCUGCUGUCAAGCUCUCUGAAUGGAGCACAACCCAGCCCAGUGUCCCUUCCUCUCCUCAGGCUCCUCCUCACCUCCACCUUGCCCCAGGAAAGGCCAAAGUCCAGGUGACUUCCCUCCUCCUUUCUUGUAAAUACCAACCAUGCAUUUGUACAGUGGGCCCUGUUCGUGUGGAGUUCAUAUCCAUGGUCCCUGACACUUGUCUUUCCCACCCCCCAAGGGGGGCAGAGACGCAUGUGACUCACCCGUCCUUGGUCUCCCAGACCCUGUUAUAGCCAGAGAUCAAUAAAGAAGGGAGAC
Molecule: messenger RNA, 3353 nt
Organism: Orycteropus afer afer
Lineage: Eukaryota; Metazoa; Chordata; Mammalia; Tubulidentata; Orycteropodidae
Gene: PDE1B
Product: phosphodiesterase 1B
Biological process (GO): signal transduction
Molecular function (GO): 3',5'-cyclic-nucleotide phosphodiesterase activity
Source: RefSeq, a predicted model, not a curated record